Molecule: messenger RNA, 1660 nt
Organism: Aspergillus ochraceoroseus IBT 24754
Lineage: Eukaryota; Fungi; Ascomycota; Eurotiomycetes; Eurotiales; Aspergillaceae
Product: uridine-cytidine N-ribohydrolase
Exons: 5
Coding region: 48-1172 (374 amino acids)
Biological process (GO): purine nucleoside catabolic process
Cellular component (GO): cytosol
Molecular function (GO): purine nucleosidase activity
Source: RefSeq, a predicted model, not a curated record
GGUAAAUCUAAAAGAGGAUACAGGGAAAUUCUAGCCCGCAUUACCUUAUGAUUCCCGCAACAGCUAGCCCAACGCCUUUGUGGUUGGAUUGCGAUCCUGGCCACGAUGACGCAUUUGCAAUUCUACUCGCUGCUCAUCACCCCGCAUUACAACUGUUAGGUAUCACAACCAUCCACGGAAAUGCCUCGCUCGAGAACACCACCAUCAAUGCGACAAGGGUCUUAGAAGCAAUUGGUAAACCGGAGAUACCGGUCUAUCCGGGAAGCAAGAAACCAUUCUGUAGACCAGCAGUACACGCUCCCAAUAUCCACGGCGAUUCUGGAAUCGAUGGGACUGAGCUUCUACCCAAAGCUUCUAGACCACCCAUAACAGACAAAAACCCUAUCCUUGCUAUGCGUGACGCCCUUAUGGCACAACCAAAGGGCACGCCUUGGGUCGUGGCUACUGGCACCUUAACCAAUAUCGCCUUGUUGUUUGCGACUUUCCCCGAAGUCGCAUCGCACAUCCAAGGGCUGAGCAUCAUGGGCGGCGGAGUCGGUAACGGGUUCACAGAUGCUCCAAUGAGCAAGCUCGAGGGUGGAAAGGACAGGAUUGGAAAUGUGACUCCGCUCGCAGAGUUCAACAUCUAUUGCGAUCCAGAGGCCUCCCAAUCGAUCUUCAGCAACCCAAUUCUCGCCGCCAAGACGUUCUUGAUAACCCUAGACUUGACACACCAGGUCCUCGCUUCACGCGAAAUCCAAACCCGUAUCCUACAUGGUGACGACCCUUCCGCGGCCCCCACGGUGCUCCGCCAAAUGCUCUAUGAGCUGCUCAUCUUCUUUGCCUCGACCUACGAAACCCAAUUCGGUCUGACGACGGGACCCCCGCUCCACGACCCACUCGCCGUGGCGGUGAUCCUGUCUACGCUGAACCCUAUCUUCGCGGCCAAACAUGCCGGCCAGGCUCUUAAGUUCGAUGACCGUAAUGGAGAGCGAUUCGCCGUAACUGUCAUCACGGAUGGACUGCACGGGACGGAUAUUGCGCUGGUGGGACAGCUGGGCCGCUCAGUGGUCGCGAGCCAGCCUACUGGAGUUAGUAUCCCUCGUGGAGUGGAUCUGGAUGCAUUCUGGGAUAUGAUCGUAGAUUGCAUUAAGCGGGCAGAUGAAUGCAAUGUUGCGCGACAGCGUGCGUAGUUCCUGGGGAAUCUGCCUAUAUAGUUCUUUAAACCUGUGGAUUGAGUAGAUAGAGCUUGCAUUGAGACGGAUCUUGAGAUUCAAGUAGAUGCAUAUUCAGACACAGCACACGAUUGAUAUUAGACCAGUACAUACACCCUUUUAUAAGAGCUGUCUAUAAGCGAUCAAUCCCGAUUUAUUGCCUUUGUUGACCACAUGCGGACUAUAUUCACCACGCUAUGCUAAAACAAAUCAACUCGACACGGCCUAAAUCCAAUCCAGUCCAGUCCCAGCACUUAGCUAGUGGAGAAAAGAAGCAUCAUGUAGGUCAAGCCUACCACUCCCGGAUACUUCCAUCCGGGCCGAAGAACUCCUUCGGCAACCAUGGCUCGGUACUCUGGGCCACGCUACGAACAACCUCCUCAUCCACCUCAAUGCCGAGACCCGGUGCGGUCAGCGCAUCUACAUAGCCAUCCUUCACCGCAAACACGCUAGGAUCCUUCACAUAG